Brassica napus (rape) is the source of this 3061-nucleotide messenger RNA. RefSeq names its product phenylalanine N-monooxygenase. Gene Ontology annotation, molecular function: iron ion binding; monooxygenase activity; heme binding. Bases 1236 to 2813 code for a protein of 525 amino acids. The transcript has 2 exons. The record is from RefSeq and is a predicted model, not a curated record. Lineage: Eukaryota; Viridiplantae; Streptophyta; Magnoliopsida; Brassicales; Brassicaceae.
AUGAAUAAAAAUUUAACAUUCAUUCAAAAAAAAAAAAAAAAAAAAAGUGCUAAGAUGCAAAAUGAUAAAUGGAUGCCUUUUUUUUUAGAACAACCUAAAUACAGUGGAUGCCUACAUUCGCUUAUCUGAUACAGUGAUUAUUGUGGGUUGGAUUUGCAAAACUUGAGCCCACCCAAACCCAGGCAAGUCGAAUUUUCUAGUCCAGAUAAAAUACAAGUAUAAUAUAACAAAAACAUGGGCCAUUUAUUUACAACUCGAUAGGCCCAAUUAUAGAAGCCCUUAGUAGUAUUUUAAACGUGACUCUACCUAAAAAUGGAAAAGGAUUUGAUGAUGCAUAACAGCCACAUGAUUUAAGAGUACUUGAUGAUACGAAAAUUAAACGCGCCAAAAAUGCCACAUGGUAUACAGUCGUAAGCCGAAGGACUGACACAUUACGAGACAUUGAAUAGUAUACGAGACACCGACUGUUGUUCCUUUUAUGACCGGCAACUAUUGUACGAGACAUUGACUGUUGUUCCUUUUACAGCCUACCAGUGAUGCACUAGUCACCGACUGUUCCAAAUCGGGGAAGUUUCGAUCCUAUGUCUAAACUAAUUCUUAGUUGUUUCAUCGUGCUUCCUGGAAGGCCGAGAAUUACAAUACUUAAAACGUUUUACAGUAACCAUAACUGAACUGUUCUGGACCACAAUUAACCAAUGGUUAUGGUCUCUUAGAAUCGAAAAUUAGUGAAAUAUUUAACUCCAUUUAUAGAAUAGAAUACUAUAGAAUUUAGUACACCUGACAUAGGAAGUUUCAUUACGAAGGAAAUUUUAAGUGUUGCAAAUUUUAGUUAAUUUCAUAAGUAAUAGAUAUAGCUUUCUAUUUUAAUUAUUCGUGCUUUGAGUAUUUUUAAAAAUUUAUAGGCUGGCUAACUGAAAUAUAUAAUAUGUUAUGGAAUAAUUAUAAAAUUAUCCGUAGAGUUUAGGCUAAUAAUAUACAUGCAUUGUCACCCAAGAAAAAAACAACUACCAUGUAUAUGCAUGAGAUAUUGACAAAAUCGCGGAUUCGUUAGAACUUAGAAUGUUUUUCUUCCAACAUGUAAAGCACAUUUAACUCCCACCGAUUACAACAAGAGCUAGUGCCUAUAUAUAGCUAGCUUUGCUAAUUCCUCAUCACCUCACUUCAAAAACAAAUACAAACUAUUCCAUUCAAACUCCAACACAACCUAAGAUAUAAUUUUCCCAAGUUGAGUAACAAUGCUCGACUCCACCUCAUUGCUUGCGUUUAUUCUAGGUUUUCUCAUCCUUACAUUCACAGUGAAGCGUAAGGAAUCGAAGAAAACCGUGUUGGUGACUUCAUACACAAGAAACCUCCCUCUCCCUCCCGGACCAAAACCCUGGCCUAUAAUUGGAAACCUACCGGAAAUACUAUGGAGGAACAAACCGGUGUUUCGUUGGAUACAUUCCCUCAUGGAAGAACUCAACACUGAUAUUGCAUGUAUCCGUCUCGCCAAUACUCACGUGAUUCCCGUGACAUCCCCUCGUAUUGCACGGGAGAUUCUGAAGAAGCAAGACUCCAUUUUCGCCACUAGACCGCUAACUAUGGGUACGGAGUACAGCAGCCGCGGGUACUUAACCAUUGCGGUGGAGCCACAAGGCGAACAGUGGAAGAAGAUGAGGAGAGUGGUGGCAUCUCACGUGACGUGUCAGAAGAGCUUCAGAUGGACGCUCGAGCAGAGAACCGAAGAGGCCGAUAACCUCGUACGGUACAUCAAUAAACUUUGUAAGGGUUCUGAGGGUAUUGAUGUUAGGCAUGUGGUGCGGCAAUACAGCGGUAAUGUAGCUCGGAAGAUGUUGUUUGGUGUAAGGCAUUUUGGCAAAGGAAGUGAAGAUGGAUCUGGACCGGGGUUCGAGGAGAUUGAACAUGUUGAUUCUUUGUUUAAGGUUGUAACGCAUCUUUACGCCUUUGCAUUGUCGGAUUAUGUCCCGUGGCUAAGGUUCUUGGACUUGGAAGGCCACGAGAAGGUCGUGAGUGGUGCAAUGAGGAAUGUAAGUAAGUACAACGAUCCUUUGGUCGACAAAAGACUCGACCUAUGGCGUAAUGGGAAGAUGAACGAGCCUCAAGAUUUUCUCGACAUGCUUAUAUUGGCGAAGGACACCAACGGGAAGCCUGCUCUGUCGGACGAAGAGAUCAAAGCACAAGUGACGGAACUAAUGUUGGCAACGGUGGAUAAUCCGUCGAAUGCGGUAGAAUGGGCCAUGGCGGAGAUGAUUAACGAACCGAACAUCAUGAAGAAAGCCGUGGAGGAGGUCGAUAGGAUAGUUGGAAAGGACCGCUUGGUCCUUGAAUCCGACCUCCCAAAUCUCAACUAUUUGAAGGCUUGUGUGAAAGAGGCGUUCCGGUUACACCCAGUGGCACCGUUCAAUCUCCCACACAUGUCGACGGCUGAUGCAGUGGUGGACGGUUACUUCAUUCCCAAGGGAAGUCACGUGCUGAUCAGUCGUUUAGGGAUCGGGAGAAACCCUAACGUGUGGGAUAAGCCGCUUAAGUUCGACCCUGAGAGACAUUUGGGCGAUAACAAAAACGUGGAGCUGAACGAUCCAGAUCUCAAUAUAAUAUCGUUUAGUGCAGGGAGAAAGGGGUGCAUGGGUUCGAAUAUUGGGUCGGCCAUGACGUACAUGCUACUGGCUCGGUUGAUUCAAGGGUUCACGUGGUCAUCAAUGCCUGGUGAGGAUAAAGUGGACAUUACUGAAAGUAAGACUGACCUUUUCAUGGCAAAACCUUUACACGCAGUUGGAACACCUCGUCUGGCUCCACACGUUUACUCAAUCUAAUUGAGAAAGUGAACAUUUUAGUUAAAAAAUGUAGCAAGAAUUGCAUGUGACGGUAUUGGUUUCGUUCGAGUCGCUAGCGUGUGUCCUUUUGUUGGCCUUUUUCGUUUCAUAUUUUCGUAAUUUUAUUUCAUUUCUGUCUACUAUAUUUUAAUGUUUUUAGCAUAUCUUGUUUUUCUUUCUUUCACCAGUUCCUCAAUGAUGUUUUAUUCUAUGUGAGGUUUUAUCAAAUAAAAGUGGAUUGAUGCUUA